AUUGCGAGAAGACAGCAUUCAGGUGCAGAAGCUUUCUUGUGCUGUAGUUUACACUGCAGCAGAUUUUCUCAGAGAUGCAGCUGUCACUGGCUCAACUGUCCUUCUCUGGGACACUCCUUUUGCUGACAUCAUCAAAUCUGCUCCUUUUGGAUCAUGUGUCCUCCUCACCAAGUUCCCUUUUGUCCUCUGGAAGCCUAUACCAAUUUGUGGUCGAACUUUCUCACUACACCCACGAUUUGGCCUCAAAAGUCUUCACUGACUUUAAUAUGAAGUUUGGUAGGAGUGUUUGGAAACAGAGCCUGAUGAUAAGCACAUGCCACACUGCUGCCCUCCCUGCUCCAGAAAACAGAGAACAAGUCCACCAAACAAAAUCGGAAGACCUUCUGAAAGUGAGCAUCUGUAUUCUACAAGACUGGUAAGAUCCUGUGAAGCUCAUGGUAAUUAUAGUGGCUAGGCUUCCGGAUGCAUCUGAUGUUAUGAUCUCAAGAAUCAAGGAGUUGGAGGAACGAAUUCUAGGCCUUCUGGAGGGAUUAAAGAUCAUACUCAGCAGGAUUCAGCCUGGAGCUGUUGAAAAUGAAAACAGUUUCUGGUAUGGAUUGUCAGAUUUGGAUUCGUCAGAUGAAGACACUCGUAACAUCGCUUUGUACAAUCUCGGCCGCUGCUUGCGCAGGGAUACACAUAAAGUUGACAAUUUUCUCAAGGUCUUGAAGUGCCGAGAUGUUCAUAACAACAACUGCUGAGCUUAUAGCCUUAUCUUCUGUCAUGGAGAAGGCCUUUAAUAAUCCAUGCUUUCAAAGCUCCAUUGAAUCUUUACCUUUUGGUGCAUUCUUAGGCAUAAUGUGUAUGUUAUUCAAAAAUAAACAUUGACUAUUUGAAA
Alexandromys fortis (reed vole) is the source of this 877-nucleotide messenger RNA. Its product is annotated as prolactin-3B1-like. Gene Ontology annotation, biological process: positive regulation of receptor signaling pathway via JAK-STAT; female pregnancy; positive regulation of cell population proliferation. Gene Ontology annotation, molecular function: hormone activity; prolactin receptor binding. Lineage: Eukaryota; Metazoa; Chordata; Mammalia; Rodentia; Cricetidae. The transcript is spliced from 5 exons. Gene Ontology annotation, cellular component: extracellular region. The record is from RefSeq and is a predicted model, not a curated record.